ACAGGAUGCACCUGUUCGAACGAUAACUUUGGAAGGAGUUUGCUUUGCAUGUCGACAUCAUUGAGAAAGAUCCCUGGGGGCAUCCCUGAAGAUAUAAAAAAAAUUAGAAUAGAAAAUUCUCACCUAACAGAAUUGCCUCGUGGGUCAUUCUCUAAUGUCAGUGCCUUGGAAUAUCUUUGGCUUAAUUUCAAUAACAUCACGGUCAUGCAUCUGAAAAGCCUCGAGUACCUGACGGAUUUGACUGAGCUGAGAUUGCAGGGGAACAAGCUGACUUCAGUACCAUGGACAGCGUUCCAAGACACGCCGGCUUUGAAAAUACUGGAUCUAAAGCACAACAGGCUCGAUGUCCUUCCAGAACAUGCCCUCCGCUAUCUGCCUAGCCUGACCUAUUUAGACAUCUCUUCCAAUCAGCUUACUGUCAUCUCCAAGGAUGUUUUCUAUAACUGGCCUGUGUACCAAAAAACCCAGCAGCUGGAGAAGAAGCUAGAUACUAUUUCCAACGCAGUCUUGGCUUUGCACGACAACCCAUGGAUAUGUGACUGUCGCCUGCGAGGGUUUGUCCAGUUUAUCAAAUCUAUUAGCCCACCCAUCAUUCUGAUGAAUUCUUACUUAACUUGCUCAAGCCCCAAAUUCAGAGCAGGAAAGUACUUUCAUGAAGUGGAGCUGAAUAACUGCAUGAAGCCAUUGGUAUCACCCUCUGAGCCAAAUCCCACUGUAUAUGUUGGGCUGAAUGUGACCUUGACCUGUCUGGUGCAGGCCAGCCCUUCCCCAGCAAUCUGGUGGACCUAUAUGUUAAAGCACCUACGAGGAUUUAAUGCAUCCACCACCCAUAUUAGUGAAGACAGAAUUAAGUCAGAAUUGAUUAUUCCUUCCGCCCACCUUGUGGAUGAAGGCAAUUACACGUGCACAGCUGCUAACUUCCUUGGCAACACCUCAGCCACAAUGAUGCUGAAAGUUCAAGCUCCAAGGGCGGCGGCCUCCUCCUUCUCUUCCUCAGUCUCAGGUGAGAAUUCAUACAUCGAUGUGAGGAUUGCCAAGCAGACGGUCUAUGGGAUCACUUUGGAGUGGUACAGCUUGACAGAGAAUCCAGGGGAAGCCUGGUAUACCCUCCAUUUUGGGAAGUAUGAUGACUCUAAGAAAGACAUGAUAUACAUUGGCCCCGGCAUCAAUAGCUACUCUGUCAACGACCUUCUCCCUGCCACCAAGUAUGAAGUGUGUGUUACUUUGAGGAACCAGAUGCCUCAAAAGGGGCAGUGCAUUGUGUUUGUUACAGGAAGUGACAUCAGCGAGCUGGAGCAGCGGGAGAAGCUCAUCCAUAUCAUCAUCAUUGUAUGUGCCAUGGUGCUCGCAGUCCCUGCUGGGAUGUACGCAUGUACCACCGAGACCAGGUUUAAUUGCAUGGAGAAAUGUGCCGACUUCUGCCGCCAGAGCAGGAAAGGGCAAAAUCUUCGGGGGGUCAAUAAAGAGAACACGUUUGACAGUUUACCAACAGGCAGUGAAGAGGGGCUGUGCCACCGAGACUCCAGUGACGACAAGAAAAAGCUGAAGGCUUGCGAGGACAAGGAGAAGGCCAACAAGCAGAAACCCGAGCACAGAAAUAGCGCUGAUCUCUAUUAG
Molecule: messenger RNA, 1617 nt
Organism: Podarcis muralis (Common wall lizard)
Lineage: Eukaryota; Metazoa; Chordata; Lepidosauria; Squamata; Lacertidae
Gene: LRIT2
Product: leucine rich repeat, Ig-like and transmembrane domains 2
Molecular function (GO): protein binding
Source: RefSeq, a predicted model, not a curated record